UCCAAUGAGAGAGUGAGACAGAAUAUGAGAGAGAAAGCAGCAUCAAAUGCCUAAAAGCUUAAACUUUACACAAACACACACAAACACACAAAACAACACAAAUACAACCCAAAAAUUUAAAACAGACAAAAACCAAGAAUCAAAUUUUGUAGGGGGUUUUUUUUUUUUUUUUUUCUUUGUGGUCUUGGUGUCUGAAAAUUUGUUCUCCCACACGCUCUCCUUCAAUUUCGCUGGAAAAUUUUCAGCCCCUCUUUGUUUCCUAUAACGAAAGAAAGAAAGAAAGAAAAUUGAUCUAAGAAUACAAAUUUUGGGUUGUGAUUAGUUUUCCCUAAAGAAUAAUCAAAAAUGGUUUUUUCUUUUUCAUAAUAAUAAUAAUAUUAUUAUUAUAUUGAAGAGUCGAGAGUGACGCGAACAGGGGAGGGAGUGAGAGAGUGAGAGGGGGGUUGAUAUAGAAAUGUGUGUAGGGGUAUUGGGAAACUAAAAUCCCAAGUCAGAAAGCAAUAAUAAAAAGCCUGUUAAAUGCUUCAAUAUAAAUAAAUUUAUUAUAAAAAUUGAGCCGUACUGAUACGCUAUCCUGUUCUUAAAGAUACAUCAAGAUUUUCUUCCUUUCUCUGCUCAUUUAUUUUUUUAUUUUUUUUCUCUUCCUUUCUUUCUAUGUUCUUUUUCUUCUCCUACUUCUACUUCUCGAACAUAAAAAUUCUAUGAGCUUUUUCACUUUUCCUUUUGUUCUCUUCUGUUUUUAGUGACUAAAGAAAAAAAAGUGGGAAUUGGUAGGGAAAAAAAAAAAAAAUUAUAAAGGCCAAAAAAAUAAAAAGAAAAAAUAUGCAGAGCUUUAAACAAACGCCUUCUUCUAACCCUGUAUUGUAUUCCCACUCUUUCAUCUAUUUCAGGGGAGAAGAAAAUACUCGAAACCAAACGCGAUUCUCGGAUCUUGGAGAGCUUGAACAGUCCGCUGCUGCUUUUCCUCACGAUGAUGCUGUUGUUUUAAGUCCAAAUGUAGGCUCCAUCUUCAGCUUGAAAUCAAACAGUGUCGCUGUUGUACCUAAUAAUUUACAAUAUGGAACCUUGAAUACGAAUACGGGGUGUUUGGAUAUAGUGGCUUCAACAGCUGGAACAGGGUCAGGGUGUGUGGAUACAGGGCAACAAUUCAUGUAUCAGCAAAAGGGGACUACGACGGUUUCUGCAUCGUCGUUGGGAAAUGGACACUUUGAGAAUUGGGGUGAGUCGGCCAUAGCUGAUACCAGCCAACAGACUGACACUUCCACAGAUGUUGAUACAGACGAUAAAAACCAAUUUCAUGGAGUUGGGCAUGAUGUACAUUUAGCUGUGGAUUCUAUGGAACAGGCCAAGUCAAAAACUGGAGACCAAAAGCAGACCUUACGAAGGUUGGCUCAAAAUCGAGAAGCAGCAAGGAAGAGUCGACUGAGGAAGAAAGCAUAUGUCCAGCAGCUGGAAAAUAGUCGACUUAGGCUAACACAACUAGAGCAAGAGCUUCAACGAGCGCACCAGCAGGGAAUUUUUAUUGCAAAUGGAUUUUCCGGUGAUCAUAAUCUAAUGGCAGGAAAUGGGGCCCUUGCAUUUGACUUGGACUAUGCACGCUGGCUUGAUGAGCAUCAACGAUUGAUCAACGAUCUUAGAUCAGCUAUAAACUCUCAUAUGUGUGAUAAUGAACUACGCAUUCUUGUUGAAGGUGUGAUGGUACACUAUGAUGAAAUAUUCAGGCUAAAGAGCAUCGGUGCAAAGGCUGAUGUGUUCCACAUGCUUUCUGGCAUGUGGAAGACGCCUGCCGAGAGGUGCUUUAUGUGGUUGGGUGGAUUUCGUUCAUCUGAAGUGCUCAAGAUACUUGGGAACCACCUCGAACCUUUAACAGAGCAGCAGCUGAUGGGCAUAUGCAAUUUGCAGCAAUCCUCCCAACAGGCUGAAGAUGCCUUAUCACAAGGGAUGGAAGCUUUGCAGCAAUCUCUUGUUGAAACACUUUCCUCGACUACUCUUGGGCCUGCUGGUUGUGGAAAUGUCGCUGACUACAUGGGUCAAAUGGCAAUUGCUAUGGGCAAGCUUGCCACUCUAGAGAACUUCCUUCACCAGGCUGAUCUUUUGAGGCAGCAAACUCUACAACAAAUGCAUCGGAUUCUUACCACUCGCCAAGCUGCUAGAGCCCUUCUUGUUAUUAGUGAUUACUUCUCACGCUUACGGGCACUCAGUUCCUUAUGGUUGGCACGCCCUCGAGACUGACAAUGCUUUCAACCCACCCUGCUAUAAUUCACUAACAAAAUUAAGCCAGCUAUAUAUAUAUAUAUAUAUAUAUAUCCCUUCCUAUUACAGACCAACAUGAUGCUGGGACUACAAUGAUGAUCAGCAAUCUUGUAACAUGGUCGAGAAACCCCCAUUCUCUGCUGAACUAGUUUUGCCAUAUAGAUCAUAGAUUAAGUUGCGGCUUCUUGGCCUUCAGAUAGGUCAGUUAUACAGAACCUGUGCACUUGAAAAGCUAUUCUCUCAAGGAUGAGGUUUAACUUCUUGGCAUGGAAUUUAUAUACCCAUUUUCAGCUUGUGUUACUUACACUAAUGUUAUCAUCUGGUUCUGGUGUUUGAGAAGGAUUGUAGAAUACUUAUGAGCUGGUGCUAUAUAUAUAUAUAUAUAUGUACUAAUUCUGCUUUUCCCCA
Messenger RNA from Ziziphus jujuba (common jujube), 2661 nucleotides. RefSeq names its product transcription factor TGA2.3. Lineage: Eukaryota; Viridiplantae; Streptophyta; Magnoliopsida; Rosales; Rhamnaceae. Gene Ontology annotation, molecular function: sequence-specific DNA binding; DNA-binding transcription factor activity. The coding region runs from base 823 to 2232 and encodes 469 amino acids. The record is from RefSeq and is a predicted model, not a curated record. The transcript has 11 exons. Gene Ontology annotation, biological process: DNA-templated transcription; regulation of DNA-templated transcription.